This is a messenger RNA of Hyaloscypha bicolor E, 1520 nucleotides long. RefSeq lists its product as uncharacterized. The coding region runs from base 259 to 1218 and encodes 319 amino acids. Lineage: Eukaryota; Fungi; Ascomycota; Leotiomycetes; Helotiales; Hyaloscyphaceae. The transcript has a single exon. The record is from RefSeq and is a predicted model, not a curated record.
CCCACAUCGGUCAACUCUUUCAACAGCCACCACACUCAAAAAAUUCGAGGAUUUUUAAUUACAGUUUUAGGGAAAUUCCAUUCCAAAAGCAAAGAUGAGUAAUUGUACAGUUGACAUUUGCCCCAUCAAUUACCCGUCACGUGUUGGUGUUGGCACGGGCAUGUGCAAAUGCAACCAUUGUUCCAGCCAAAAUUGGGUCAUCCGACUUUACGUUCGACAACCUCCCAGCCAUGAGAUUUUCAACCCCAACGGAUCAGCAUGAGCGACGGCAAUGGCAAUGGAAAAGGCAAAAGCCGUGCCCCUCCUCAAGAAGCAGAGGAGGCACCUUCUUCAAAUGAGCCUUCAAACUCACAAUCUCUGUCCUCACGAAUCACAGCCUCGGCAACAGGGCUGACACGAAGCGCCUUCACAGCACCGACCGCGAACGAGCUCAGAAAUCAGGCCACAACAGCUCUUACUAAUUCUGGCAAAGGACAGUCCAUUGGCAGUAAUAGUAAUGGCGGCUCUGCUUGGGCUGAAAGUUCAAAGACAGCCCAGCAAGCAAUUCAUGGUCAAGCAAGUGGCGUUGGAUCAGCUGGUCUGAGAACUGGACAUCAUGAACAGCAUAUCCAGCAAUCGGAAAAUGAAUUUUCUUCAUUUUUGGAUGCUAUCGAUUCUUUUACGCCUUCUGAGAAUCUUGGUGCCGCUCCAGGUAGAGGAUUAGAGGAUGUCUUGGAAGAGGAUGCCUGGGAGAGGUCUCAAUCUUCUCAUCUACACAAUUGGAGGGCGCCAGAGAGAACGGUGGCUGAACAAGAAGCUCGAGAUGGAGAGGAGGUUCUAGCCAUCUUGUCAUCUCCAGCGGGGUUAGAACAACUCGAAGCCCCACUCGAGGACCAGGAUGACGAUUGGGGACUUUCUCAAGAGCAACUCAUGCAAAUUCGAGCAAUGGCGAGGGAGAUUUUUCAUCCAGCGGAACCACAUGCCAGCGUUGCAACAGAUCACCCUCUAAAUUUGAGACCCAGUUUUGAAGGGGAGACGAUGGAAGCUAGGGAGCACUGGAGAGAACAAUGGGAGGGUGUGUUGACCAGAUAUACGGAUGAGGUUUGGGGAGGACUGCUACCGCUUGUCAAGCAGGCGAGACAAGAGAUAGAGGAAAUGGGGAGUGAAGGGUCUGUGAAGGAGAAACCGACAGCACUGAGGAGACUGGAAUCUAUCUUGGGCCAUCUUCAGAAACGAUAAGUCUUGUUAUUUCUACGGAUAUAACUCAAUCAAGUCUUAACAUCGCUCUGCGUGACAGCCGAGCAGCUGAGAAGUAGAUCAAUUUCCCAAGGUUUCAAAGUUGUUCACUGCUUUCUGUUCUUCUCAAUGAAGUAAUUCGCACCAAUGACUUGGAGGCCUUCCAUUUUAGCCCAAUCACGAACUCCAUGUCUCUCCUUUCCCGUACCCCAAUGCUGUCGGAUUUCCGGAGCUGUCAGAUUACUGCUGUCUCCUUCUAAGAGAAGGAAAACAUAUCGGUGAUAUUGUUGUCUCUAGGAGACUCU